Messenger RNA from Sitodiplosis mosellana (orange wheat blossom midge), 2503 nucleotides. Its product is annotated as mini-chromosome maintenance complex-binding protein. Gene Ontology annotation, molecular function: chromatin binding. Gene Ontology annotation, biological process: DNA-templated DNA replication. The record is from RefSeq and is a predicted model, not a curated record. NCBI's taxonomy places the organism in Eukaryota, Metazoa, Arthropoda, Insecta, Diptera, Cecidomyiidae. The transcript is spliced from 5 exons. The coding region runs from base 609 to 2402 and encodes 597 amino acids.
UGUAUACAUGGAUUUAACGAUUUGCAAAAUGACGGCAUCUCAUAAGCUGCGUGCGCUGAUUAACGGGUCAACUUUAUUCGGCAUUUGUUAUGACCAUCAGCCAAAAGAGAUAUGAAACUGUGCAUUGAUUUAGUUUUUUUUUUAUAAAGGACCGCUGCAAUUUAGAAGAAAAUUCAAUUUUCAACUUCUCAGAGAAUUCUCUGAUUUAAUUUGUGUAUAUUCGAAGGGUUCACUGUAUUUGAUCUUUUAGAGCCUUACCCCUGUAAACAUUCAAGGUCAAUUGCUUCGAAUUGUUCUUCUUAUCGAUCAUUCUCAAUUGGCCAAAUUCAUCGUAUUGAAACUGUUAAACUUUUUAUGCUAUGCUUUCAUUGGUGAAAACAUUUGCUGUUCAACCGUAACACGACGGGUUUUGAGCUUCGCUUGAAUUCACCACGUAUCAAUCGGUAGCUCUGACAACUGUCAAACUCCGCGCGCAAAAAGUUAUUGUAUGUAUAACGAGGCGGCAUGUAACGUUUUGUAUUGUUUUGAGUAGAUCACAGUGCAUUUGCUUUAGAAUAUAAAAAGUAGACUCUUUUUGUGUGAUUUUAUAUUUAAAAAAAGAAGACAAGAUGGAAACACUAGAAGCGCUUACUCCAGAAUUAUUUGCCGAGAAAUCGGUGGAAGUGUUGGAAGCAUUGUCAAAGGAAGUGAACCUCGUUAAAAUCCCACUGAUCAGCAAUUGGGAAAAUUUCAAUCAAUUGCGAGACAUGCAAUUGGUUCGAUUUCGUGGUUUGGUGCAAAAUAUGCUUGAUCCAGAGAUAUAUUUGGAAUCAUAUCAAACAAAGAGUGACACUGACACACUCACAAUGCGCAAAGGGAAAUUUCGGGAUAAUUUAAAGCUGGAGGCAAAUGAGGAAGUGUUAUUCGAUUCAGCAGAAAAUGUGCAUGCUGAACGACGUCCGAUUUUCAUGGUUUCGAUACCCGGCUUGAAUGAUUGGGCUGUAGACAUUGAAAAGGAGCAAUUCAUUGCAGACAGCAUGGAUGUUGAGAUGAACAAUCUACCGUCGAAUGGUCUCAAACGACCACUGGAUGAGUCUCAAGCCAACGAAAAUGCUGGCGAUCAAAUGGAAACCGACUCAGACAAUGUUCAAAGCAAAAAAUUGAAUCGAUCCGCCUCUGAGUCAGAGCCAAAGACAAGCACAAAUUCGAAUUUAUCUCGUGAAUAUUUAUUAAAUUCACCGAUUGUUGAUCGACCAAGUAAUGCUAUCAUAGCAAAAUUCUAUGAUGACACAGCUAAGGUGUCGUUAAACGAUGCACUCGAUGUCGUUGGUUUUGUUUCGCUGGACGCAAAUCUCUGUGGUUCAAACCGACAGUUGGAUGAAUUUGAAAAUUUCGAUGAAAUCUGUGCCAUGAAUCCACCGCCAUCACUCAUCCCACGCCUUCAUGUCAUUUCAUAUCGAGCACUUGCCCACAUCAAUCCUCUGCUUCAUGACAACCGACACAAUGGCGAUGUGCUAAAUGAUCAAACGAAAUUGGAUUGCUUCCGUGAUAUUAGAACAGCACUGACCCAGUGCUUGUUUGGCGAUGAAAUUGCUGCUGAUUACCUGUUUUGCCAUUUGAUUUCAACGGUUUAUGUUCGCGCCGAUGAGACUCUCGGUCAAUUUUCCUUGAACAUUACCAAUUUUCCCAGCGAAAAACUCACCGGUUACACCAAACAACUCUACGAUGUCAUCGAAUCAAUUCUACCAGCCAGCCACUACUUUCCCAUCACAAUAGACAAUCUUAACUCAACUGAUUUUAUACCAACCAAAGACUACGAAACGGGCAAACUCAACAGUGGCUUAUUGCAAUUGGCGCCACACACACAUCUUGUGCUCGAUGAGACGCAACUGGAACCAGGCAAACUAGAAGCCCAUGGCAUUGAAGGCGUUAUGUACAUCUCAAAUCUCAUUCGGAAGCAGCAACUUAAUGUGAACUUCAAAUUUUACACAAUCGAUUACAAUGCGAAUAUACCGGUGCUGAUUUUCAGCGAAGGCAAAAGCAUGUUUCCAAGCAAUUGUCACAUUCCACUGAAGGUGGACACCGACACGAUUUCUGUUAUAAAUGAAACAUUUGUGGCGCUCAAGCAGUUUUUGAAGCCCAAAUUGAACGUAAUUCGUCGUUUCCUUACAGAGAUGCGAUUGCAAGACUUCGAUAUGGGUCCCGAAAGCGUGAAAAUGAUUCAAGAUGACUUCAUCGAGAUGCGACGUUCGUCCAAUGCAUCUGCUGAUGAUUUGCAUAUGAUGUUAACAUUAUCUCGAAUGCUGGGCAUUAUCCAAGGCAAAACAACGCUCGAAACUCAAACGUGGAAUCAGGCAAAAAUGAUCGAAAACGAACGACGAAAACGUAUCGAUAUGUUGCCAAAAGCUAAAACAUCCACAUAAUAACCCGAUUAUUUUAAUUUAAUUAUUUUUUGUUAUAAAUAAAACUGCCAUCAGGUUUUGUUCAAUAAAGGUUUAUUUAAUGAAAUGAAAAGAUUAACAAA